Messenger RNA from Nicrophorus vespilloides, 1275 nucleotides. RefSeq names its product putative protein FAM10A4. The transcript has 2 exons. Gene Ontology annotation, molecular function: protein dimerization activity; Hsp70 protein binding. The record is from RefSeq and is a predicted model, not a curated record. Bases 174 to 1172 code for a protein of 332 amino acids. Lineage: Eukaryota; Metazoa; Arthropoda; Insecta; Coleoptera; Silphidae.
UAAUAUAGCAAUAUAUCGGUUUUAAGUCUUGUCGAGUUGGUAGAAGGUGUAGUUGAAUGAUAAACCGGUGUAUUCUAUAUAUAUAUAGCUGCGUUACAGCCAUUGCGAAACUUGAAAUAUUGUUUGUAUACAAAAUUUGCAAAGCCGGCCGUGAAAACAAAACAACGUAGAAAAUGGCCUGCCCUUUCAAUAAAGACAACCUGACUGCACUGAAAAGUAUCGUUGACACUUGCAAAGCUAAUCCAGAAGUCCUGCACAAAGAGGAAUUAAAAUUCUUCAAAGAAUUUGUUGAAUCAUUUGGAGGUCAAAUACCUAAAAGACAGAAGAUGGAGGAACCAAAGAUAAAUCCAGCUGAAGGUAAGCCUCAGGAGGCUGAGGAAAGUGAUACUGAAUCUGUUCUGGAGUUUGAUAUGGAGGGCUGCCUGGAGCCAGACACAGUAACCGAUGAGCAGGUUAUGGGUGAUGAUGAGAAGAAACCGACUGAGGAGGAGAUUGAUAAAGCUGAUGAAGUCAGAGGUCAAGGCAUGCAUGAAUUCUCUGAAGGGAAUUAUGAGAAAGCCAUACAGUUUUUCACUGAGGCCAUACAAAUGAAUCCAAAGAGUGCUAUACUGUUCACCAAGAGGGGACAGUCCUACAUCAAAAUGAACAAGCCAAAUGCUUGCAUCCAGGAUUGCACCAAAGCUCUGGAUCUGAACUGUGAUUCAGCUGCUGCAUUUAAAUUCAGAGGUCGGGCGUACAGAUUGCUUGGGGAAUGGGAGAAGGCUGCCCAUGACUUGAGACAGGCCUGCAAAAUUGAUUUUGAUGAGCAGUCCGAUGAAUGGCUGAAGGAGGUGCAGCCAAAUGCGCUGAAGAUUCAGCAGCAUAAAAUCAAGCAAGAGAGAAAGAAUGCUGAGAAGUUGAAGGAAAAACCUAAGGAAACAGCUAAUCAGCCACCACCCAAUAUGCCUAACUUGGCAGAUUUCCUAAAGGAUCCAAUGUUGCGUGAAGCUAUGAACGAUCCUGAGAUAAGCGCUGCAUUUAAUGAUAUUGUAUUGAAUCCAAAUAAUAUGGACAAGUACGUCUCGAAUCCGAAAUUCGCCGCAUUCGUUGAGCUUUUGAAGAAAUGGAGCAACUUCCCAAAUCCUGACUUUGGAAAGACAGCUCCACCAGCUGAGGAGGAUGGUUUGGAUUAGAUCUCACUUUGAUAUUACUUGCAAAAAUACUGGAAAAAAAUUAAUAAAUUAGUAACUGUCAAUAUAUAUUAAUCCCAUUUUUGUUUGUUUGUUACUAAUUGGC